This is a messenger RNA of Gavia stellata (red-throated loon), 804 nucleotides long. RefSeq names its product RAB38, member RAS oncogene family (gene RAB38). Gene Ontology annotation, biological process: phagosome-lysosome fusion; endosome to lysosome transport. The record is from RefSeq and is a predicted model, not a curated record. Gene Ontology annotation, molecular function: GTP binding; GTPase activity. NCBI's taxonomy places the organism in Eukaryota, Metazoa, Chordata, Aves, Gaviiformes, Gaviidae. Gene Ontology annotation, cellular component: trans-Golgi network; Golgi apparatus; lysosome.
AUGCUCACCCCACAUCUGAACACCUUGCUAAACACCUCGCUUGUAGCCCUACCACCAUCCCUGGUGGGAUAGCUUGAUUAGACCUACGAGGAGCUCGUUGUACCAGGUAUUCCUUGGGCAGAGCAUGCAAUCAGUUCGCAGGGAGCAGCCGCAGCCACAGGAAAGAUGCAGAAGAACAAUCAGAAGGAGCACCUCUACAAGCUGCUGGUGAUUGGGGACCUGGGAGUGGGCAAAACCAGCAUCAUCAAACGUUAUGUCCACCAGAACUUCUCCCCCCACUACCGGGCCACCAUCGGGGUGGACUUUGCCUUGAAGGUGCUGAGCUGGGAUGCUGAGACCGUGGUACGGCUGCAGCUCUGGGAUAUUGCGGGUCAGGAAAGAUUUGGAAACAUGACCAGGGUAUAUUACAGAGAGGCCAUGGGGGCAUUUAUUGUCUUUGAUGUUACAAGACCUGCAACAUUUGAAGCGGUGACAAAAUGGAAAGAGGAUUUGGACUCUAAGCUGGUUCUUCCAAAUGGCAAACCUGUGCCAACAGUCCUCUUAGCAAAUAAAUGCGACCAGGGAAUAGAUGUUCUUAUGAACAACGGCAUCAAGAUGGAUCAGUUCUGCAAAGAGAAUGGGUUUGUGGGCUGGUUCGAAACAUCAGCCAAGGAAAAUAUAAACAUCAAUGAAGCUUCCAGAUGCUUGGUGAAACACAUAAUUGCUAGUGAGAGUGAUCCAGUUCAGUCUAUUGAACCAGAUAUUAUAAAACCACACUUGAAUUCCUCCAAGAUUGUCAGUUGUUCAGCUUGCUUUAAAUCCUAA